AUGAGGACAGAUGUUGUGUUGCUGUAUCUCACCCUCAUACGCUUUGGGGCUAGUAUUCCAAAAGAUCCUCCUGCAAUAAAUGUUGUAUCUCUUAACUAUACAAGAAAUUAUCCAGCAUUUAUGGGCAAUAAGGCUGACUAUGGUCCCCUAAAAAAAAACAAGAUGGACAUUCAACUGCUCUUGAUAUCGGACAGAACCCUGUAUAUUGGUGCCAGAAACCGUGUCUAUUCUUUGAAUCUGGAUGAAUCACAUACGGAUGAAAUUUAUUAUAGUGGUAGCUUGUUAUGGAAUCCAAGUGAGGAUGCUGAAGAAAAAUGCAGGAUUUAUGGACAACAAGAGGAGGAAUGCAAUAAUUUUAUCAAGGUGCUCCUCAGAAGAAAUGAGGAUACAUUAUUUAUUUGUGGCACAAAUGCUUUCAGUCCCUCCUGUGCACAUUAUCAGGUGGAUUCUCUGGAGCUUAAAGGAGAUUACAUCAGUGGAGCUGGCAGGUGCCCACAUGAUAGAAAAGAUGGAAAUAUUGCUUUGUUUGCAGAUGACAAUCUGUAUUCUGGGACAGUGACAGAUUUCCAGGGGUCAGAUCCGAUCAUUUACCGAAGCCUUGGAGACCUCCCAAACCUUCGGACAGUCAAAUAUGACUCAAGGUGGUUGAAAGAGCCUCACUUUGUCCAUGCAGUGGAUUAUGGUGACUAUAUAUACUUCUUCUUUGGAGAAAUAUCGGUAGAAUACUAUGGCGUGGAAAAGGUUAUUUUACCCAGAGUAGCUCGAGUUUGCAAGGAUGACAGGGGUGGAAAUCAAGAAUUCCUGGAAAAAGAGUGGACUUCCUUCCUCAAGGCCCGCCUGGUGUGUGCAUUUCCUGCAGAUCCACCCCUUUUCUUUAACCACCUGGAAUCAGUUACAGAUGUUGUUAAUGUCAAUGGCCAGGACAUGGUCUUUGCCAUCUUCACUACUCCUAAACACAGCAUUCCUACCUCUGCUUGUUGUGCUUUUGCUCUUGAUGACAUUGACAAGGUCUUUACUGGGAGAUUUAAACAACAGAGGACUCCGGUUUCACUGUGGACACCAGUUCCUGACAAUGAAGUGCCCACACCCAGGCCAGGUUCCUGUGCUGGUUCAGGAUCACUUGAAGGAUACGCAUCAUCCACUAGUAUUCCAAGUGACACUCUAGCAUUUUCCAGAACACAUACUCUCAUGGAUGAAUCAGUAAAAGCAGUUUCUCGCCAUCCCUUGUUUUUACGCACACCUUUCAUGGCUGAGGAAGCCGUGGUCAAAAUUGCUGUCGAUACUGCUGCUGGGCCAAAUGAAGAUCACACUGUUCUUUUUAUUGGAUCAGAGCGUGGACGACUUUCAAAGGUCUUGCUCAGGAAAGAAGGCAGUGUGUUGCUGGAGGAGAUGUACAUUUACAAUUACCAAACGUGUCUACACAGUGAAGCAACAAGAAACAAAAUAAUAGACAUGAAGGUGGACAAGCCAAAUAAAGUUCUUUAUGUUGCCUUCGCCCACUGUGUAAUAAAAGUUCCAUUGGGAGGCUGCGAGCGUCAUGGUCCAUGCAAAAAGGCUUGUAUACGCUCCAGAGACCCCUACUGCGGAUGGGCAAAUGAAGCAUGCAUCCAUCUCGUUCCUGGAAUUCCGGUCGACUAUGAGCAGGACAUUGAGCAUGGCAACACUGAUGGCCUGGAAGAUUGCUGAAGCGAGCAACAG
Molecule: messenger RNA, 1698 nt
Organism: Pogona vitticeps (central bearded dragon)
Lineage: Eukaryota; Metazoa; Chordata; Lepidosauria; Squamata; Agamidae
Source: RefSeq, a predicted model, not a curated record